This is a messenger RNA of Symbiodinium pilosum, 1728 nucleotides long. The record is from the annotation of a GenBank genome assembly. NCBI's taxonomy places the organism in Eukaryota, Dinophyceae, Suessiales, Symbiodiniaceae.
GCUUCUGCGAGCAAUGCCAAACGCCGCAUAGCUGACAUCACUGGCAGAGCAGAUGACAUUGACGAUGUGGAUGAAUCUGGAAAGCGAAAGUUUGAGAAGAAUGCCGAGCGUGAUUCGCACCGGUUUUUCUCGAAAAUGGGUCUUUCAAUCCCUCUUCGGAUUAACAAGAAAGUGUUCAAUGUGGAUGGCAAUUCUAUUGAGGCCCACUACCUCAAAGUCUCGCAGUGGCUUGGGUAUUUCUUGCAAUGCUCACCAUCUGUUCUGGCCGGUGGUCGUGACACGCAGGAGGAUCACCUACAAGCGUUCUGGAAGAUGUACCAAUGGGUGCAUCCAGAACAUUAUAUCUUCAGCCUGGACGCAGGUCGCCUUCGCACUACAAUUCCCAUCAUCAUUUUUGGAGAUGAAGGGAAGGGACCGAAGCGUGGGAACUAUCUCAUCACAACAUUUGAGACUCCUAUUGGGCCCUCUCAAAGUGAACCUCUGCAAUGCGGAUGCUAUGACUUUGUUGCAUCCAGACCAGAGCAUGUGCCGAAUUGCUAUGGUCCGGUGGCGCAGCUAGCUGAACUAGACGUCGCCUCGAGGCAAAGCACCACAAUGAAGGGUGGCAGUUACCUUACUCGCCACAUCUUGUUUGGCCUGCCAGACUUUGUGUACAAGGACUACCCUGCUGUCUAUGAGGGCCUCUUGAACCUCUUGGCUGAGGACCUCAUCAAGUUGGAUGAGCAAGGCGUGCGAGUCGCUGACCGGCGGUACUAUGGCGUCCUGCUGGGCCACAAAGGCGAUUUGAAGCACAUGGCCGAGAAGGCGGCGAAGCUGAAUCGCAGCUACGCGCAUUUAGGCUCUAUUCACCAGAUCGGCAGCAUGGCUGGCGCGGCGGGCUAUCCCUUCGAGGAUAGCGGCGACGUGCCGGCGUGGACGGAGACAUUGUAUCAGGGGCGCCCCUGGAACGAUGACCCACCGCUGAGCCGCUCGCCGUACGAUCAGGCCAUGCCCGAGAUGCUAUACAAGCUGGACUUGUUUCAUCUCUUCAAGGUCGGCAUUGGCCGUGAUGCGGCGGGCUCUACCUGCCUUCUUUGUCGACUGGGCUACUUCGACAAUGAAGGCUCUCGGCGCAACCUUGCUAGUCGCCUCAGCAACGCGCACAGUAGCGUCAAGCUCUGGUGUCUGGCGAUGCACAAAUCUCCUGGCCUUCGCUACUUCAGUCCUUCAUUCUUCAACAUGAAGCGACUGAGUGACUACGCUUGGUUGCAACAGGAGCCGCCUUUGCCGCAGGAGCACAAACGCCUCUUUCGACUGCUUCGGAGUACAAUUCAUCAUGGACUGCAGAUCUUCGACAUCGCCUACAGUCACCCUCUUUGGCUGGCAAGAGAAUGUGGGCAGUCAUUGUACUUGCACCUCACAAUUUUCCUGAACGGUUAUCACAUGCUGGCCCGGCAGGCGCUGGAUAUGCACAUGUCCUUCUUUGCAUUAAAGCCCAAAUUCCAUGGGCUCAAGCACGUGGCCUGGGACCUUCGCUGCGCGCUUCAGACACCAUCGCCUCUGGCCCUUAACCCUGCCGUAUACGCGUGUGACCUCAACGAAGAUGCUGUGGGGAAGUUGUGCAGCCUUGCUCUGGUUGUGAGCACGAGAACCAUCAACUACCGAGUUACUCAGCGUAGCUUCUUAAAGAAGAAGGCAGUGCUUAACAGACACCUGAAGCACCGCGCUGCUUCUGGACUUCGCAGAUGA